This is a messenger RNA of Lentinula edodes (shiitake mushroom), 2327 nucleotides long. RefSeq lists its product as uncharacterized. NCBI's taxonomy places the organism in Eukaryota, Fungi, Basidiomycota, Agaricomycetes, Agaricales, Omphalotaceae. Gene Ontology annotation, cellular component: nucleus. Gene Ontology annotation, molecular function: DNA binding; DNA-directed DNA polymerase activity. The record is from RefSeq and is a predicted model, not a curated record. The coding region runs from base 319 to 2184 and encodes 621 amino acids. Gene Ontology annotation, biological process: double-strand break repair via nonhomologous end joining. The transcript has 2 exons.
CUUACUACUUGGCACGUGUUAAAAAAAAAGUUGAACGGGUUUUGAUACACUACCCUACCCGCGUCGCGUGUGUCGUACAUCGUCGUCGUCGUUGUUGUUGUUGGCGUACCGUCUACUGUGUACUGUGUACUGAGUCUACCGUCUUUUACCGCGUCUACAGCGUCUAAGUACCUCACUACCAUCUACCACCACCACGUCAAAGUACCACCGCCUCACCUACCACCGCUUACCACCACCACCACCACCAUCCACCAUCGCCUACCACCACCUCUACCUCUAAGUACCAUCUACCAUCUACCGCGGCGAUACAAUACAUACAUGUUAUCCAGCGCGUGGAGGAGAAUACGCGUUUUGAAAUCUCCGAGGUGUUUUGGGGAAUUGGGGGAAUUGGGGGGUGCAAGGGGUGUACGGUUGGUAGGGACAUACGAGACCAAAGGGAAAGAAAGGGAGAAAGAGAAGGGGGAAAAGGAUGAAGGGAAAGGGAAGGAUGGGAAGGAUAGGGAGAAGGGGAAGGAGAAAGAAAGGGAGAAAGCGGAUGAAGGGAAGGAACAAACGACAAACGAACGAAUCAUACGUGUUUUAGAACAAGCACGAACCCAAGAAACCCUCCGCGCGGACCGCGACCGGUACAGAAUCCGCGCGCUGAACCGGGCGAUGAAGGAGAUCGGGUAUUUGGAGCGGGAGAUCAGGGAUGAGGGGGAGGUGGAGGGGUUGAAAGGCGUUGGGGGGAUGAAGAGGGAGCUGAGGGGGGUGGUGAGGGGGGUUUUGAGGGAUAUCAGGGAUAUGAGGGGUGAGACAGGGAAGAAUGGUGGGGGAGAAGGGAAUGGUGGGGGAGAAGGGAAGGGGGAAGGAAAACGCGCAAAAGACCAAGCACGGAUGAGGAUCGUACAUGAACUCCUCGGAGUCCCCGGGCUUGGGUUGACUACGGCAAAAGAACUGGUGCAUCUUGGUGUUACGAGUAUUCAACAACUUCAACAUUAUCUCCAUCUCGAGUCCUCCCCUUCCCCUUCCUCCCCAAAUUCCCCAAACUCCCCUUCCCCAAACUCCCCAAAUUCCCCUUCCCCCCCACACCCCCUCCACCCCCUCUCCUCCCACCUAACCAAAACCCAACUAACCAACCUCCGCUACCUCACACACAUCCUCCACCCCGCCACGCGCUCCGACAUCACGCGUGUCCACGCACUCAUCAAAGCCCUGUUACCACCGCAGUACGAAGUCGUGUGCGUCGGAGCGUAUCGGAGGGGGUUCCCGAUUUCGCAGAGGAUUGAUGUGUGUUUGUUUCAUCCGCUGUUUGGGGCUGGUGUGGGGAGGGAUGUGCCGAGGCCGAAGCUGGGGGAGGGGAUGGGGGGGAGGGGGAGGGGGAGACCGAGGGGGAGGGAGAGGGAUGCGGAAGGAGAAGGGGGAGAGGGGGGAAGGGAUUAUCUAACAAACAUAUCAUUAAAAACACCUAUUCCCCGGAAACACCCUUCCACCACCACCACGAAAUCCAAAUUGAAACCCGACCGCCGAGGAAGGGUAGAGUUGGCGUUUAGAUCACCUGCGGUUAUCCCGGGCGCUGUGAGAGCUCGUUCGAUGUUCCUGAACGAGGUGGUUCCGGCGCUGAAAGCUGGGGGGUUGGUUCCACAGGGGGAAGGGUGUGAUGGGGAGAUUAGUGUGGGGCAGUGGAAGUGGACGGGGGUUGUACGUGUUCCUCAGGUACUUAAAGAGGAAGAAGGAGAGGUAGAAUUAGAAUCCCUCCGAUCCCGACUUCUCGCUCUCCGCACUCCGCACAAUCCACAGAACGUAUUCCGGAAACUGGAUCUGUCGAUGGCGCCUAUGCCAUCGAAAGCCACUGCGCUGUUGUUCCUCACGGGCGAUGUGGAGUUUGUGCGUGAUAUGCGGAUGAGGGCGGAUAGGAUGGGGUUGGUGUUGAAUGAGUUUGGGUUGUGGAGGUGGGAUACCGAGGGGAGUGCCGAGGGGGAGGUGGGGGAGGUGGGUGAGGAGGGGGGUGGUCCUACUUUUGGCUCAUGGACACUCAUCCCCACACCCACCGAACACGCUCUCUUCGCUGCCCUCGGCAUCGAAUACAUCCCCCCAGAAAAGCGGAACUACUCGUUCCUCCUCAGUCGGUGGAGUAAAGCCACCGGGAGACUCCGUAGAGGGGGAGAGGAGGGCGCGGGGGUGGGGGUUGUGUUGAGGAGUUAGAACUUGGGAGUGGUUGAGGAGUUAGUACUAGUUAGUGGUGGAGAGUUAGGAUCGGAGAGGUAAUUGUGGUUAUUGGUACAACGGUAUCAGAAGUGGCGUGGUAUGGAAACCAGUAAAUCCGUAAAUUUGUAAAUCUGUAAAUU